Lepus europaeus (European hare) is the source of this 1390-nucleotide messenger RNA. RefSeq names its product interleukin 2 receptor subunit gamma (gene IL2RG). The coding region runs from base 14 to 1120 and encodes 368 amino acids. Gene Ontology annotation, cellular component: membrane; external side of plasma membrane. Gene Ontology annotation, molecular function: cytokine receptor activity; protein binding. The transcript is spliced from 8 exons. Gene Ontology annotation, biological process: cytokine-mediated signaling pathway. NCBI's taxonomy places the organism in Eukaryota, Metazoa, Chordata, Mammalia, Lagomorpha, Leporidae. The record is from RefSeq and is a predicted model, not a curated record.
AAGAGGAAGCGCCAUGUUGAAGUCGCCAUUGCCACUCAGAUCCCUUUUGUUCCUGCAGCUGCCUCUGCUGGGGGUGGGGCUGAACCAGAGGACCCUCACACCCAGUGAGAAUGAAGACACAACUGAUUCCUUCCUGACCUCUCUGUCCCCUGGGUCCCUCAGUGUUUCCACCCUGCCCCUCCCAGAGGUUCAGUGUUUUGUGUACAAUGUCGAGUACAUGAAUUGCACUUGGAACAGCAGCUCUGAGCCCCAGCCUACCAACCUGACUCUGCACUAUCGGUAUGAGAACUCCGACAAUUAUAAAUUCCAAGAGUGUGGCUACUAUAUAUUCUCCGAAGAGAUCACUUCUGGCUGUUGGUUGCCGAAAGAGGAGAUCUCUCUCUACCAAACAUUUGUUGUCCAGCUCCAGGACCCACGGGAACCCAGGAGGCAGACCACGAGGAAGCUUAAACUGCAGAAUCUGGUGAUCCCCUGGGCUCCAGAGAAUCUAACACUUCUCAACCUGAGUGAAUCUCAGCUGGAACUGAGCUGGACAAACAAAUACUUGAACCAUUGUUUGGAGCACCUGGUGCAGUACCGGAGUAACUGGGAUCGCAGCUGGACUGAACAGCCCGUGCAUCACAGACAAAGCUUCUCCCUUCCUAGCGUGGAUGGGCAGAAACUCUACACAUUCCGAGUCCGGAGCCGUUUUAACCCUUUGUGUGGGAGUGCUCAGCAUUGGAGUGAAUGGAGCCACCCGAUCCACUGGGGGAGCAAAACUUCAAAGGAGAAUUCUUCACCGUUUGUUUUGGAAGCUGUGCUUAUCCCCAUCGGCUCCAUGGGAUUGAUUGUUGGCCUCAUCUGUGUGUAUUGCUGGCUGGAACGGACGAUGCCCCAGAUUCCUACCCUGAAGAAUCUAGAGGAUCUGGUUACUGAAUACCACGGGAACUUUUCGGCUUGGAGUGGUGUAUCUAAGGGACUGGCCGAGAGUCUGCAGCCAGACUACAGUGAACGGCUCUGCCACGUCAGUGAGAUCCCCCCAAAAGGAGGAGCCCUAGGAGAAGGACCUGGGGGCUCCCCCUGCAGCCAGCAUAGCCCCUACUGGGCCCCUCCAUGUUACACCCUGAAGCCUGAAACCUAAGCCCUAUUCCCUGACAGAACCCCAGAGUCCUGUAGCCCCGCGUGAUACUAUCCAAACAAUUUGGGUCCCAUGCUCACCUUGCCCAGCUGUGGCUAAUUUUGAAGUUUGUGCCUCAUGUUAACUGCCCCUUCAUUUAGCCUGCCCUACUGGAGAAUUGCCCCUUCACCCUGCCUGUGCUUAUCUCCCCCAGUGCGGUGGCCCUUCCUUUUGGUGGGACUUUUUUCACCCCUCCCUCUUUCUACGUGCCCUUCAGUUGUUCCUGAACCGAUG